This is a messenger RNA of Pecten maximus, 3187 nucleotides long. Its product is annotated as actin-histidine N-methyltransferase-like. The transcript has 16 exons. NCBI's taxonomy places the organism in Eukaryota, Metazoa, Mollusca, Bivalvia, Pectinida, Pectinidae. Gene Ontology annotation, molecular function: protein binding; histone H3K36 methyltransferase activity; protein-L-histidine N-tele-methyltransferase activity. The record is from RefSeq and is a predicted model, not a curated record. Gene Ontology annotation, biological process: positive regulation of transcription by RNA polymerase II; peptidyl-lysine monomethylation; peptidyl-lysine dimethylation. Bases 52 to 1569 code for a protein of 505 amino acids.
GCCGAACUUGCUGAGAAGGUAACGUAAAAUUUACAGUAAUUAUAUCCAAAAAUGGGCAAGAAAAGUAAAAAACAAAAGGAUGCUGCUGCUGCAGCAGCUGGGAAGCGAGCAAGUACUCCUGAACAUAAAGAGUUGUCAAAGGCUUCUAAGAAAGAAGUGAUGGAAUUAGCAACAAAAAUGCUGGAAUUUUGUUCAAAACCUAUUCCUCCUGGUCCAAAGGAGAUAGAAGACUUUCCGGAGAUUUACAGCAUGGUGGAGAAAAUCCGUGGCAUUCAGACAGAUGUAAUACUCACUCAACCAGAGAGGGAAGCAUGCAUUCCUGCCUUUAUUGAAUGGUUAAAUAACAACAAAGUAGACACAUCUGCCAUAGAAAUAGAGAACUUCCAACAUGUGGGAUAUGGCAUCAAAGUCACCAAAGAUCUCAAAGAAAUGGACCCUUUUGUAAUUGUUCCACGGAAGCUAAUGCUGACAACCAAUACGGCUAGAGCAUCAGGAUUGGAUGCCUUGAUUGCUGAAGACAAGAUCCUACAGGCCAUGCCAAGCAUUGUGUUGGCACUCCACCUUUUGUGCGAGAGAAGAAAUACUGAGUCCUUUUGGAAACCCUAUCUUGAUAUGCUUCCUAGUCAAUAUACAACACCUUUAUACUUCUCACCAGAGGAGCUGGCUUUGCUGAAGGGAUCCCCAGCCUACAAGGAUUGUGUUAAUCAGUACAGAAACAUCGCUCGUCAGUACGCUUACUUCUACAGGGUAUUACAGAAUCAUCCUGCUGCUGCCAAACUACCCAUAAAAGACUGUUUUACUUAUGAUGAUUACAGAUGGGCUGUAUCUACAGUAAUGACAAGACAGAAUCAGGUGCCCACGCCCGAUGGUGAUAGAUUGACCUUUGCCCUCAUACCACUGUGGGACAUGUGUAAUCACUGUAAUGGAACGAUAACUACAGAUUACAAUGUGGAGGACGACUGCUGUGAAUGUUUUGCUCUCAGAGACUUCACAAAAGGAGAACAGAUAAUGAUAUUCUAUGGUGCCAGAUCUAAUGCAGAGCUACUUAUACAUAGUGGAUUUGUAUACCCAGACAAUGAGUGGGACAGAAUAGCAGUUAAACUGGGUAUCAGUAAAGGAGAUCCCCUAUUUGAACAGAAGUCUGACUUGCUGAUGAAGCUGGGACUGGAAGUUUCUCGGUCAUUCUUCAUACAUCGAGGGAGAUUUCCGCUUGAUCCACAAAUCCUUGCCUUCCUCAGAGUCUUCUGUAUGUCAGAUGAAAAUCUGAAGGAGUUUCAGUCUUCACCCCUUACGGAAGAAAAGAUGGAAAGUCUUGGAGAUGUUUCUACACCAGUAUCUAUAGAAAAUGAUGAGAAGGUGUGGUCAUUUCUAGAAACUCGUUCGGCUUUGUUACAGAAAGCUUACGACACUACUGCAGAGGAAGAUGAGGAGCUUCUUAAAUCUGUUGAUUUCAAUGAAAACCAAAAACUGCUGAUUUGUCUACGUAUGUGUGAAAAAAGAAUCCUGUUAUCAACACAAACAUUUGCCAAAACAAUGAAAGAAAAAUUGACUAUAAAACAGAAUGAUUGAUUGUUCAUAACUACGUCACCCACUACAUACAAAAAGAAGUUUGGAAGUCAUUAUGAAUCCUCAGUGCAUCAUCUGAAACAGGAUAGUAUAUCUGAUAGAAUGUUGAAAUACAUGUGCCAACAAUUUCUUUAGUUAUACAUCAUUAGGUAAAGGGUACACCUGCAUCAUUUAUAAUGUAAUUAUAUAUAUAUAAUUGCAUAGUAGAGUUCCUUUUUGAGGAUUUAAAAUCUACAUUAACAGGAGCCUUUCUGCUUAUAUACUUCCCCUGUCAAGACUUCGACAGCAACCUUGAUGAAGCAGUGUGGUCUGGUUUUCUAGUAACUUUUCAUUUUGAAGUAUGAAAUAUGAACAGGAAUGACUGUGUUAAAUACAUUAUCAGUUCUUAUUUACUCGACACUCAUAUUAUGUAAGCUUCAUGGUACCCUUUUAAUUUAUUAAUUGCUCUACUGACAAAUAAUUGCCCGAACCUAAUUUUAAACUCUUAAAGCUCUUUCAAACUUCCAGUAAUUUAAUUGAUAUAUCAUUGUAAAUCAUACUGUCAAACAUAAUCUGUGUAAAUUAAAUAAUGUAUUAAUGAGAGAUGUAUAUAAUUUAUGUUUCCAUGUUAAAAAGAAAUUACCUUUAAUACCAAUGUAGGCCUGUUAUCAAAUUAAUUAUUUAAUAUCAGUUUACAUGAAUUUGUUUCCUGGUCUCUAAGAUAAUGUACUGUUUACUUGUAAACAAUGCAUUCCUUUCAUUUGCACCGUGGCGAUUGUGUACGAGAUGAAAUUAAGGCCUGCAUCAGUUUGAUGUAAGGUAUACAACAAAGAUCAAAAGAUGAAAACAUUAAAACAAAAAACAUAAUCCUCUAUAAUAUUAUGUAAAUAGUGAAAAAUCUUUGUGUAUACAAAGUUAAUGUUCUAGGGGGAAAACCCAGCAGAAUUCUAGACUGGAUUUUCUAGUAUCUUUCUAAAUUUUCUAUUUUAAAUUGAAAUUGGCAAUAGUUUCUUCAAGCUUGUCAGAAUUUCAACUUCUAGAUGGGUGGAAAUAUAUGGCUAUUAGAUCCUGUUUUAGUGACCUAAACUUUCAGUUCACUUGAUGUAAAAUCACAAACCCCGAAGUGUGUUCAUCCAGCUACAGUGGUUAGUGUUACCAUGUGUAAUUGUUAAUGAAUGUAAAAUUAUUGAUACAAGGGAGUUUUUAUGGAUUGUUUUAGAGGUGAAGUGUGAUGUAUGGAAAGAUUGAAUGUUUCAUAAAUUAAUUUGUUCCUGUAUACAGCAUACAUUGUUUAUACAAUUUGUUUGAAUUGUUACAUUAGAUAUCAUGUAUACUUCAGUAUACAUGUAUAUAUGGUAUCGCUCUGCCCUCUUGUUUUUGAAAUAUAAAAUUAAAUUUAAGCUGCUCAUAAAUCAUGCUUCUUUAUAUCAAGUUAGUGUGCAAGAUCUGGCAUAUCAUAUUUUAUUGAGAAUGUAUUGAAAUUCAGUGCAUUAAAUUGGCUGCUUUAUGAAUAUUUGAUACAGAGAUAUUCAUAACUAUUCAAUUUUCAUUUGUAUGAAGAGUUGUCUUUAAUAUUUUAGGGAAAUCAUGAAAACUGAACUGAAUUUUGAAUCUGAAGAAUAAAAAAAAUAAUCAAUUUAAA